Molecule: messenger RNA, 2388 nt
Organism: Olea europaea var. sylvestris
Lineage: Eukaryota; Viridiplantae; Streptophyta; Magnoliopsida; Lamiales; Oleaceae
Exons: 2
Coding region: 1-2388 (795 amino acids)
Source: RefSeq, a predicted model, not a curated record
AUGAUUGACUCUAAAUCACCAAUGCCCUGGAUAGGCGUAUACGCUGCUGUAGCAUCUGGAAUAUGGACACUUUUACUUUUUGCGGAUAAAAUGCACUCUGUGCGCCAUAGAAAAUUAUGGUUCCCCUGCAGAUAUGCUGCUCUUAAUGCUACUUUCUUGGCUCUGAUGGGCAUCGCAGUGAAGUUACCAAUGGAUCUAACUACCCCGAUGCCAGGUACGUAUGAUCAAGCCGCUAAAAGAUGUAGCAUUGCUUUCUUGUGUGCUUCAACUGCUCAUGUCAUUCCUUCUUUGGGAUCCAUGAGUGCUAGAGAAAUUAUUGUGAACUUGACAGCAGUUGGUAUCCUUAAAGUGAGUCACACUGUAGAUGUUAUCAUCCAAGUAUUAUCAGGCGUGAUUGAAGAUUAUUUCCAAGUGGUGGUUGUAGUUAUAGAUGUUUAUAUGCUCUUUAUGUUGAUUUCUUCUGCUUUAACAGUAUCUACAAGAAAAAUGCAUUUGGAGCAUAAGUAUAACGCAUUGCACGCAAGAAUUUCAGCAGAGGAACUACAACGAGACGAAAUAAUGGUCUUCGACAAGUUAAAGUAUCAUGUGAAGAAGUACUGGGUGAUGGCAGAAACAGGUGACCCUCGAUUAGUGAUGGCACGGUCUGACGACUUUUGGGUUUUAUCAUUGAUCUAUGCAUUUAUUUUUUCUAUUGAUGGAUUAGAAUUGACUACAAACAAUAAGCCAGAAAUUGCUUCCGACUAUAAAUGGUCAGUAUAUCUAGUUUAUUAUGCUCAAUAUGCAGGCAUAGGUCUUUGCACGUUCAUGUCUAUUGGAAGAAUGGAAUUAGCUAUACUUUACAUUUUAGGGAAUAUUAAAAAAUAUACCAUCUCAAGUAUUUCCUUAGAAAUAAAAAGUUACAGGAUCAACAGAUUGGUAGAGUGGAAAAAGAGGCUCCCACCAUCCCAAGUUCGAAACCAAAAGCUUAGAAAUAUUAUUUAUGAAACUAGAAAUCUACUUCUCAACAUUUGUAUAAUAACUCAGAUAGUGAUUGUGAUCAUGAAUAAAUUGCUUUGGGCAUGCCUACUUUAUUUAAUUUACCUCAAAGGAGUCAAGAUUCAAUGUAGUUAUUGGGAACUAAUUGGGAACCUAUUAAGCUCGACACUAUUUGUUUCUGUGCUGCUCCAACCCGUGACCGUUAGAUGGCUCAAUAUGAUAAAGAAUUUUUUCUCCGGGGAAUCCAAGGCCUCAGUCAAUCCCAUUGAAUCAGAACACAGGCUUGGUUAUGAGAAAGAUCUUGAAAAUUAUUUUGUACUUCUAGAAAGUGAGGCAGUACAAGAAGUACACCUGAUGUUCAUUAACGCUUCUAUCAAUUCAUUCAUAACGACGGGUGCAAAGCGUCAGCCAAGAUGUCUAAUGAAGCUUAUGGAGAAAUCCACCAGCUUCGAGGGUGUGCUAAAAUUUGAAAGUGAUCAAGUCUCUCUAAUAAUUUGCGAAGAACCUCUUAAUUGCUGGAGUCUAUCCGUGGCAACGCUAACAAGCAUCAUGAUUGCUCUUCCAAACGUUCAAAAUGAGGAGAAGAAUCUGUUGUUAAGAAGUGUCAUGGAAGGUUUUAAGUAUGUGCGCCCAAUAGAGAAAAGUUUGGAUGUUCAUAAAAAAAUUGUGAAUAGCACGAGUGCAGCAGAUUUUGCAUGGGGUUUAGUUGAAAUGAGGCACAAGUGGUUAGACAUGGAUCUCCAAGAAGUUGCCACGGUAUCAAAAUCCUCCAAAGAAACUCUUCAGAAUCUUGCAAAUAGAAGUGAAGAAAUUUUGAAGAAAUUUACGAGUAGAAUGAAUGGAAAUGCUGUGGAAAGCUCAGUUAACUUGCCUGAAAAUAUCAUAAUUGCCAAUUCAAUGUACAAAAUAAGCAAUAGUUUGCUGUUGGUCUAUGAGGAAAGCUAUCAUUCAGCAUCAGAUACUCAAGUAUUUGAGAGAUUGUCAGUUAUCAUUGCAGAUAUAUUUGCUGCAUGCCUGACCAAUUUACCUUGUCUUAUACUCAAGAAAUGCAGCAAUAGCGCCAUAGAAGAACGGGAGAAAAGUAUAGAGGAGGCAAGUUACACUUUGGGAGAAACUCAAGGCAUUUUGGAAGCUCUUCAGAAGCGUGAAAUUCCUAAUCUAUCACUUAAUCAAUCAAUAUCUAUUGACGAAUGGCGUACUUUUCUCAAACAUACUAACCAUGGUAUUUUGGGCCCAACUCCUAGCAAUGAGAAUAUUGUUAUUGCUUCAAGUGGUGAGGUGCACUUGGAUAUACAAGAACUUCGUGCAAGUGCUACAGAAGAAGCCUUGGGAACUGAUGAAGGCGAUGCGGAGUCUCAUGUGAGCGGCGAAGUGGAAGAGUUAGAAGAUGAGGAAGAGAACAACCAAGCAUAA